This is a messenger RNA of Dictyostelium discoideum AX4, 1482 nucleotides long. RefSeq names its product cytochrome P450 family protein (gene CYP508A2-1). The record is from RefSeq and is a predicted model, not a curated record. The transcript has 4 exons. The coding region runs from base 1 to 1482 and encodes 493 amino acids. NCBI's taxonomy places the organism in Eukaryota, Evosea, Eumycetozoa, Dictyosteliales, Dictyosteliaceae.
AUGAUAUUUGGCAUCAUUGUGUAUCUAUUUUUAAUUUAUAUUUUACAUAAUGCUUAUUCAAAAUAUAAAAGAUUAAAUGAAAAUCAAUUACCAGGUCCUUUUCCAAUUCCUAUAUUGGGCAACAUUUAUCAGUUAACCAAUUUACCUCAUUUUGAUUUAACAAAGAUGAGUGAAAAAUAUGGUAAAAUCUUUAGAAUUUAUUUAGCAGACUUAUAUACAGUUAUUGUUUGUGAUCCAAUAAUUGCAAGAGAGCUAUUUGUUGACAAGUUUGACAAUUUCAUUGACAGACCAAAAAUACCAUCAGUAAAACAUGGAACAUUUUAUCAUGGUACAGUAGCAUCAAUGGGUGAUAAUUGGAAAAAUAAUAAAGAGAUUGUUGGUAAGGCAAUGAGAAAGACCAAUUUAAAACAUAUUUAUCAAUUAUUGGAUGAUCAAGUUGAUGUAUUAAUUGAAUCGAUGAGAACCAUUGAAUCCAGUGGUGAAACAUUUGAUCCACGUUAUUAUUUAACCAAAUUUACAAUGUCAGCAAUGUUUAAAUAUAUUUUCAAUGAAGAUAUUUCCAAAGAUGAAGAUGUGCAUAAUGGUCAAUUAGCACAAUUAAUGAAACCAAUGCAAAAGGUAUUCAAAGAUUUCGGUACUGGUAGUUUAUUUGAUGUUUUAGAGAUAACAAGACCAUUGUAUUUCUUAUAUUUAGAAUGGUUUACAAGUCAUUAUUAUCAAGUUAUUAAUUUUGGUAAAAUGAAAAUUUAUAAACAUUUAGAAACUUACAAACCAGAUGUUCAAAGAGACUUAAUGGAUCUAUUGAUUAAAGAAUAUGGUACAGAAACUGAUGAUCAAAUUUUAUCAAUCUCUGCAACAGUUAGUGAUUUCUUUUUAGCUGGUGUUGAUACUUCUGCAACUUCUUUAGAAUUAAUUGUAAUGAUGUUAAUUAAUUAUCCAGAAUAUCAAGAGAAAGCUUAUAAUGAAAUUAAAUCAGCAUUAUCAUCAAAUGGUGGCGGUGGUGGUGGUGGUUUAACUCAGAGAAAUAAAGUUUUGUUAUCAGAUAGACAAUCAACACCAUUUGUUGUAUCAUUAUUUAAAGAAACAUUAAGAUAUAAACCAAUAUCACCAUUUGGUUUACCAAGAUCAACUACCUCUGAUAUCAUUUUAAAUAAUGGUCAAUUUAUUCCAAAGAAUGCUCAAAUUUUAAUUAAUUAUCAUGCAUUAUCUAGAAAUGAAGAAUAUUUUGAAAAUCCAAAUCAAUUUGAUCCAACUAGAUUUUUAAAUUCUGAUUCAAAUCCAGCUUUCAUGCCAUUUAGUAUUGGUCCAAGAAAUUGCGUUGGAAGUAAUUUUGCCCAAGAUGAAAUUUAUAUUGCAUUAUCAAAUAUGAUAUUAAAUUUCAAAUUUAAAUCAAUUGAUGGUAAACCAGUUGAUGAAACUCAAACUUAUGGUUUAACAUUAAAACCAAACCCAUUCAAAGUAAUUCUUGAAAAAAGAAAAUAA